This is a messenger RNA of Mesorhabditis spiculigera, 483 nucleotides long. NCBI's taxonomy places the organism in Eukaryota, Metazoa, Nematoda, Chromadorea, Rhabditida, Rhabditidae. The record is from the annotation of a GenBank genome assembly.
AUGGAUGAUAGCGCGAAAAGCCAGCUGAAAAGCAUCCCACUCCUCAAAACAAAGGCCGGACCCCGUGAUGAGGCGCUGUGGCCAAAGCGAUUGCAGGAAGAGCUCGAGGCGCUGAUCGCGUUCGUGACGAUGAACAAGGAAAACGACAAGGAUUGGUUCCACAUUGAGUGCAGCGAUCGCGGGGACCGUUGGUACGGCAAGUGCUGGACGUUCUACAACAACGUGAAAUACGAGUUUGCCGUCGAGUUCGACAUCCCGAUCACCUACCCGACGACCGCGCCCGAAAUCUCACUCCCCGAACUCGACGGGAAGACGGCAAAAAUGUACCGAGGCGGCAAGAUCUGCCUCUCCGAGCAUUUCAAGCCGUUGUGGGCGCGGAACGUCCCGAAAUUCGGCAUCGCCCAGGCUUUCGCGCUUGGUCUCGGCCCGUGGCUAUCUGUUGAGAUUCCGGAUCUCGUCGAGAAGGGCUUGAUUACACCCGCU